UCAACACUUCUCUCCUUCACCAUGCAAUUUGUCUUUCCUUGACACCAAGACUUCUCUCCAAGAAUAUCUCUCUUUUCAAAGUCCUUUUUCUGAAUUUUCAAGAUUCUUUGCAACUUUCUUGAUGGCAAUAGGAAUCUUCGGAUUGAUCCCAAGCUCAUCACCAGACGAGCUAAGGAAGAUUCUACAAACACUUUCGGCGAAAUGGGGAGACGUAACUGAGGAUCUAGAGAGCCUUGAAGUGAAACCAAUGAAAGGAGCGAUGACGAACGAAGUGUUUAUGGUGAGUUGGCCUAGAAAAGAAACGAAUCUUUGUUGCAGGAAACUUCUUGUUCGUGUCUAUGGUGAAGGUGUUGACCUUUUCUUCAACAGAGACGAUGAGAUUCGUACUUUUGAGUUCGUGGCUCGCCAUGGCCAUGGACCUAGACUUCUUGGCCGAUUUUCCGGCGGCAGAGUCGAGGAAUUUAUCCAUGCGCGGACCCUAUCCGCAACCGAUCUUCGUGACCCGAACAUAUCAGCUCUGGUUGCAUCUAAGCUAAGAAGAUUUCACAGCAUAUACAUUCCAGGAGAUAAAACUGUUCUCAUCUGGGACAGAAUGAGGACUUGGGUAGGACAAGCCAAGAAUCUAUGUUCAACUGAAGAUUCAACAGAGUUUGGUCUAGACAACAUUGAAGAUGAAAUCAACUUGUUAGAACAAGAUAUGAACAAUGAGCAAGAAAUUGGUUUUUGUCACAAUGAUUUGCAGUAUGGUAACAUCAUGAUUGAUGAAGAGACAAAUGCCAUUACUAUCAUUGAUUAUGAGUAUGCAAGUUAUAAUCCAAUUGCUUAUGACAUAGCAAAUCACUUCUGUGAGAUGGUAGCAAACUACCAUUCUGACACUCCUCAUAUCUUGGACUAUACUCUAUACCCAGGAGAAGAAAAUAGGAGGAGAUUUAUCUGCAACUAUUUCAGCUCUUCAGAUGAAGAAGCAAGAGAAGAAGACAUAAAACAGCUUUUGGAUGAUAUUGAGAAAUAUACAUUGGCAAGCCAUCUCUUCUGGGGCUUAUGGGGAAUAAUCUCUGGCUAUGUGAACAAGAUUGAGUUUGAUUAUAUCGAGUAUUCGAGGCAGAGAUUCAAACAGUAUUGGCUUCGAAAGCCCCAGCUUUUGUCAUUCAACCCAUCUCCAAAGUAAAAUAUUCUACAAAAACGAUAAUGGACGCAUAAUAUCUAUAACUAUAAUGCUUGCUUCUGUUCUGAUACUAUUGAACGAGUAAAAGCUAUAAAUAAUCAGUACAAUAAAUAAUAACUCCACAGAAGAGAGAAAAGUU
Messenger RNA from Eutrema salsugineum, 1304 nucleotides. RefSeq names its product probable choline kinase 3. The transcript is spliced from 8 exons. Gene Ontology annotation, biological process: phosphatidylcholine biosynthetic process; phosphatidylethanolamine biosynthetic process. The record is from RefSeq and is a predicted model, not a curated record. Gene Ontology annotation, molecular function: choline kinase activity; ethanolamine kinase activity. Lineage: Eukaryota; Viridiplantae; Streptophyta; Magnoliopsida; Brassicales; Brassicaceae. The coding region runs from base 122 to 1168 and encodes 348 amino acids. Gene Ontology annotation, cellular component: cytoplasm.